CACCAACUUGGGCUGAGAAAUACAAUCCUUAAACUUGGUUUACACAUAAAUCAACAAUUUGCUACACACUUAACUCUCAAAGCAAUUAUCACUACUUUUCAACAUAAUAACACGAAGUUCUAACGGCCAUUAUAGAUUGGCCUACAAAUCCACUUUAGGAAAUCCACACACAUCAUUAACCUCCCAUAGCAUGACACGACAUCUAGUAUACUAGAAAAGUUAGUUGAGGGAUUUUGUUCGACUUAAUUUCCUAGUAAAUUCACAAAACCAUCAUUUACUUUUCUAAACAAUCAUGCCCAGAAACUAGAAUGAACUAAACAAACAUGCGCUGUGCCCGCCUAAUCAACAAGCCUCACAAACAUACACCUGCUUCGCUUCAAGAUCCGCCCACUGGAACAAGCUGCCCGUGCCCGCCUAAGCUAAGCCCACUCGGUCGGGGCACCAGCUUCGCUCUUAGCUUGCUCCAACAAAGGAUAUAACAAAGCUAAUACGUAAUACUCAUCAGGUGUAGACUUUUUUUUUUGGGCUAUGAAUCUAUGUUGUACUCAUUUAUGCAAUUUUUUUUUUGGAAAACAUGUACUCAUCUAUGCUAGUCAUUAACUAUUAUUGUUCGAGCAGAAUGAUUUUAAUUUCAACUUUAUAGUACACAUGUUUUUACCCGCCAUUAAUUAAUUGAUAAGUUAGAAUGAAAGUAAGUUUGCUAGGAGUUCUAAAUUAAUGCCCAACAUUGUUGUCAAUUUUUCAAACUCAUGAUUAGAUUUAACAAAUCACUUUCCAUUACCCAAAUUGAAAUAUGAGAAUUCUCAAAAUUUAGAAACUCUCUUUUACUUCCUCGAAUAUCUCAAAAUUAAAAUCUCUCUCAAGUUAGAGGUUAUUUAGCCACGGCUUGUAAGCCACACAUAAUACAUCCUUUAUAUGCAAUCAUCUUAUCGUUGACAUAGUGCAACGUGAUGCAUUAAUCAACUACGGAGUACUUUACAUCCUCAGAUUAGAUAGAUUAAGUCGGUAUUUGGGAAUCGAUGUUGGUUAUUGGUUGUUUUACUUGGGUUUGACCAACUUUUUGUUUUGGCAUAAGUUGUUUGACUAAAUUUUUUAGUUUUUGUUGUUAUUUUUAUUGUUACUGUUACAAUUACUGUGAUUGUUCAUGUAAAAAAAAACACAUUUUUUAACUUAUCAAAUAAGUCCUCUUAUGCCAGUUGUCAAACACUAUAAAUGUUGUACGGGUGUAAAAAUCAUAUAAAAUGACACAUCUGCCCAUAUUCGAAUAAACAAUUUAAGUUGAAAAAGCAGUAAGAUUUGGCAUAAGGAUUUAUCUUUAAAAACUUUAUAAUUUGACUAUAAGGAUAAGAUUGCAUUAAUCAUUGUGAAACAACAUUUAUCUAGAAUAAAUAGAUAAAAAUAAAAUUUAAUUUUGAUUAGAGGGGGAUAUGUUAUUUUAGUACCACCAAUAAUGGUAUUUUAGUUUUCUCUUAUGAUUGACAACCAAAUACGACACAACUGUUCUAUGGGAAAUCUUUUAAGUAAAAGAUAAAAGUUCGAGAAGAUCAUAGUUACAUUAACAUUUUUAAUUGAGGAGAUAAAAAGCAAACCAUAGUAAAGUACUAAAGUUAAGCUUUUGUAUUAGAACCUAUGUAAGUUUACUUAGGUUUCUGAACCGACUUAAAUUCUUCUAAGAAGAAUCUAACACAAUACAGCUGGUCCAUCACUUUACAAUUUAUGGAAAAUAAGUGGACCUUAGUAUUUUGAUAGACAGUAAGUUAUGCUGAAAACUAACAAGACAAAGUCUACUAAUUGAUGAUGGAACAUCCCAACAUGAAAGCAAGGUAAGAUAAAAAAAACAGUAUAUAAGUGUUCACUUGGAUGACUUAUUUUGUGCAAUUUCACAUUUUCUCUACAUACAUACUUAGCUAGAUAUCUAGCUUAUUAUAUAAAUUAAAGUGAGGAUAUAUAGAAAUAAUCCAAGUACAUAAAUAAUAAUGCCUAGAACAGCUUCAACAAGUGCACCAAGAGAUCCAUUAGAAAUAGGUCGCGUUAUUGGAGAUGUCUUGGAUCCUUUUAAUAGGUCCGUAAAUCUCCGAGUCAGCUAUAACAAUCGUAUUGUUACUACUGGAGGUGAGUUUAGGCCCUCUCAAGUUGAUAGUCAGCCUAGGGUCGAGGUUGGAGGUGAUGACCUUAGGACUUUCUACACCUUGGUAAUGGUGGAUCCUGAUGCUCCUAGCCCAAGCAACCCACAUCUUAGGGAGUACUUGCACUGGUUGGUGACUGAUAUUCCUGGGACCACUGGUGCAACCUUUGGUCAAGAGGUGGUUUGUUAUGAGAGCCCACGGCCAUCCCAGGGAAUACAUCGAUUCGUGUUUGUGUUGUUUCAACAGCUAGGAAGGCAAACUGUUUAUGCUCCCGGGUGGCGCCCGAAUUUCAUCACUAGAGACUUUGCUGAGCUCUACAACCUUGGCUUACCAGUUGCUGCUGUCUAUUUCAACUGUCAAAGGGAAGGAGGUUGUGGUGGAAGAAGGUUGUAAAACCACAUUAUAUUGACCUCUCUAAUGCUUCUCCUGCAACUUACUCGUUUAUUUUGCACUGAUGAAGACAUUUGAAGAUUUUUAGCACACCUUUAAUUUUAAUGAUCAUCUAAUCUACACUUAUAUAUAUAUAAAUAAUACAAUGGUCGGUCUAUAUUGUCAUGUACCUCCGAUUUAAUCACAUUUUUGCCUAAUUUUAAUUUUGUGAAUUGUAGUAAAUCACAAUUACAAAACAGGCAAAAUUAUUCUAUGGAAAAGUGUAAUCGUUACAGUCUUACAAAGUAAUAUUAAUCGUAUGCAAUAGUUAUUAUCUAUAUA
Molecule: messenger RNA, 2837 nt
Organism: Chenopodium quinoa (quinoa)
Lineage: Eukaryota; Viridiplantae; Streptophyta; Magnoliopsida; Caryophyllales; Amaranthaceae
Product: protein FLOWERING LOCUS T-like
Exons: 4
Coding region: 1977-2519 (180 amino acids)
Source: RefSeq, a predicted model, not a curated record